This is a messenger RNA of Ectocarpus sp. CCAP 1310/34, 5844 nucleotides long. NCBI's taxonomy places the organism in Eukaryota, Phaeophyceae, Ectocarpales, Ectocarpaceae. The record is from the annotation of a GenBank genome assembly.
AUGUUCUUGUUCUCUCCUGCACAGGAUGCGGCCAAGCUCAACAGCCUCCACGAGGCCGCUCUGCUGAGCCUUCUCCACACUCGUUUCUCCAACGACGACAUCUACACGUACACGGGGGACGUACUCAUCUCCGUCAACCCGUACAAGACCAUCCCUCUGCUGUACUCGAUGCCCCACGACAACUCCGACGCCAUCAAGCGCAGGGUUACCGCCGGCGUGGGGAGGCUGUCCGAGAUCGAGAGACUCUGCGCUAACGGCGGCGGCGGUGCUGAAGACGGCUCCGAAGACAGCGACUGCGACGACGGCUCCCAACACCAGCGCGGGAGCUACGACACGCGAGGGAGCGACAUGGGCGGGGUCUGGGGGGCGGGCGGUGGCGGCAACCAUUCGUCCUUUCGAGACCCCCGGGGGAGCGGGGGCGGGGCAAGCGUGACGUUUAGCGAGGGCGGUGGCGGAUUCCGCCCCGCCGGCGGUGGCGGCGGCGGGCGUGGCGGGCACCCUGGGGAGAGCAAGAGCGAUUCGGUUCUGGACCACCCCCACGUGUACGCGGUGGCGGACAAAGCGCACCGUUUCAUGACGAACCCUACCGCGGGGAGACUGUCCGGCGGCGUCGCGGGAGCGAGGAAGCGGGACCAGAGCAUCAUCAUCACGGGAGAGAGCGGCGCCGGGAAGACGGAGGCCGCCAAGUACGUGAUGAAGUACCUUAUCGCCGCAUCCAAGGCCGUCACCGCCGAAGCCGAGAACGGGGAACCCGCAGACGGCAGCAGCAAGAAGGGGGGGGAGGGGGGGUCGUCGCGGGCGGCGCUGGCUGCUGCGGCGGCCGCCGCGGACACGGCGAGCGACAUGGAGAGGCGGCUGCUGGAAUCCACGGUGGUGUUGGAGGCGUUCGGUAACGCCAAGACGGUCCGCAACGACAACUCCUCUCGAUUCGGCAAGUACAUCAAGCUGCAGUACGGCGCGGACUGGAAGCUGGGCGGCGCCCGGACGCUGCCCUUCCUGCUUGAGAAGAGCCGCCUGGUGCACCAGGAGCACAACGAGAGGAACUACCACGUCUUCUACCAGCUGUGCAAGGGGGUGCCGGACGAGCUUCGCCAGAGCCUGGGCGUCGCCGAUGCCCCGGACUUCGAGAUGCUUCGGAAGGGAGGCGUGUUCAUGCAGAGCGAUGAGGUGGAUGAUGCCGAGGAGUUCCACUGCCUGGCCUCCGCGCUGUCCACCCUGGGAGUGACCUCGGAAGAACAGGAGGGGCUCUGGCGGCUCCUCGCGGCCUUGCUGCACCUGGGAAACAUUAUUUUCUGGGAGACCGACGGCGACGGCGGUGACGGCGACAAUGAUGGAGGCGACGGGGGUGGGUCGGGGCUACGUCUGGAGAGUCCCCUGCUGGCGCUGGAGGACGUGGCGAGCAUGGCCGGGCUGCCCGCAGACCGCCUCGUGUCCUCCAUGCGCAAGAAGGUCGCGAUGACGGGGAGGGGGAGCUUCCUGGAGAUCCCGCUGAACCCUACCCAGGCCAGGGACAACCGCAACGGCCUCGUCAAGCACGUCUACGGGCAGGUUUUCAACUGGCUCGUGGGCAAGAUCAACGAGGCCCACAGGUCUGGAGGUGGCGCUGACAUGGCGGACACGAUCGCUUUCGUGGGCAUCCUCGAUAUCUUCGGGUUCGAGAUCAUGGUACGCAACAGCUUCGAGCAGCUGUGCAUCAACUUCGCGAACGAGGUGCUGCAGCAGCAGUUCAACAGCCACGUCUUCGUCCUCGAGCAGGAGGAGUACGAGAAGGAAGGGCUGGACUGGACGAUGAUCGACUUCCAGGACAAUCAGCCGGUAAUCGACCUCGUUUCUAAGAAGCCCCGCGGCCUCCUCAUCCAGCUCGAAGAGCAGGGGCUGCUUGGACGUAGGGCCAACAACAAGGCCCUCUUGCAGCUGUACCACAACACCCACCUGACCAAGAGCGCGUGCUACUCCAAGCCUCGCUUCGACUCGACCGAGUUCAUCGUGCUGCACUUUGCGGGAGAGGUGGUGUACGACAUCGAGGGUUUCUUGGAGAAGAACAACGACUCCCUCCACGACAAUCUCCUGGACCUGCUGGACACCACGGUCGACCCCUUCCUCCGCCGUGUCGUGGAGUUUGUCGAUCCCGAGGCUGGGAUGGAGCCCGCCGCUUUCAACAGCAACGCUGCCUUUGGAAACCCCUUGUCCCCAGCCGUCUCCCCGAUGCGGCAAGCAGCGGCGGCGUACUCCCCGACGUCGCCGAUGUCCCCGGCGUCCCCCGUCAGAACGCCUUCGGCGGCGGGCGGGGUGGCGGCGGCUACCGGGCGGUCGCCGCCCCCCUGGGCUAGCGGGGGUGCCGGUGCAGGUGCCGGCGGCGGCGGUGGUAACCUGAAGACCUUUUCUUUCGAGGAUCAGCGGCGGGGCGGCGGUGAUCCCGGGUCGUCCCCCGGGGCUGUCGGCGGCGGAUCCCCGGCUACCGCGCUCCGCUCCGUAGGCAGACAGGAGAGUCGCAAGCCGCGCAGCGCCGCUUCCGGCGGCGCGAGGGUUUCCCAGAUGUCGUCGACCGUGACCGUGUCCAAGGCUUUCCGGGGACAGCUGCAGAACCUCAUGGCCACCCUGCGCGCCACCGAGCCGCACUACAUCAAGUGCAUCAAGCCCAACAAUGUCAAGGCCCCAGGAGGCUUCAGCGCGCACUUGGUGCACCAGCAGCUGAACUACUCGGGAGUGCUGGAGGUGGUCCGCAUCCGCAGGGAGGCGUAUCCCGGGCGCACGCCGUUCCUGGAGUUCUUCGAGAGGUUCGAGCUGUUGCAGCGGCAGCUGACGAGGGCGUCUGUCGACGGCGGCGGGGAGGGGGGCGCCGCUUUCCUUCCUUCGGCCGCCCACGCCACCGAGGAGGAGGCGAAGGAGGGUUGCCGCACCAUCCUGGGGGCCUUCUUGCCCGAGAAGUUCUACCAGAUCGGGCACACGCGGGUUUUCCUGAAGGAAGAGGGCCAGGACAUGCUUCGCUCGUGCAUGCGGAACGUCUACCACCGAAAGGCGGCCCUCAUCCAGGCCUGCGUCCGCGCGAUGCAGGGCUCGAUGAAGCUUAAAGAGAAGAAGGCCGCCGCCAUCGUCAUACACGCCGCCGCUCGCCGUUUCAUUCUCAGGAACCGCUACAGGAGGGUGCUGUCAAAGGUCUUGCUGCUGCAGCGCUGGUACCGGAGCCGGAUGAUCCGACACAAGUACAAGGGAUGUAUCGCCUCGGCCGUUGUUAUCCAGAAGCGGGUCCGCGGCAUGCAGGCCCGGGAGUUCCGCCUGCUCCAAGAGGUUGCCGCGAUCACCAUCCAGAGGCACGCCCGCGGCAUGGAGGGGAGGAGGUAUGCCGGCCAGAUGCUGAUUGAGCUGUGGAUGGAGGAGGAAGAGAACAAGAGGAAGGCCGAGGAGUUCAGGAUAAGGAGGCGAGUUUUGGCGGCGGCCAUAAUCCGCUCCUGGGUGCGGCGGAUGGUGCAGAAGUACGGCCUCAAGGCGCAAAGGGUGGCGGUCGCCCGGAUCCAGCGGGCUUGGCUUCGCCGCGCUCGCAACCGCUGGCUGGAGGAGAGGGUGGGGCGUGUGUUCGCCAUCGCUCGGUCUGGAGACGUGGACGGCAUGAUGCGGGAGCUUCGGCACAACCCGGACGUGCUGUUCAUGCGCGACAGGCACGACCGUUUCAAGACGCUGCUGCACCUCGCCGCGACCAGCGGCAGCACUUCCCUCCUGUCUCUGCUCGACCCACUCCCCGAAGACGUCCUCGUCCUCGACAGCGACGGCUGCACGCCCCUGCACCACGCCGCCGCGUCCAGCAAGUACGACGUCGUGAAGUUCCUGGCCUCCAGAGCCAACGGGAGGGUGGGUCACCUUAUGGGAAUAACAAGAGUGCACGCUCCGGCGCGUAUCAAGACGGACUCCGUGGACGCCUAUAUGCAGGAGACGCGCGCCACGAAGCGCAUCAGUAUGCGAAUCAUCCAGGAGGCGCGCCAGAGGGCGGGGGUGACCACCGUGAGGACUGGGGGUGUGCUGGGGACUCUGGCGGGAGGCGCGGCGGCCGUUCGCGGCCUGGCUUCGAAGAAGACCAUGAACACCUCUAUGCCCGCCAUGACGACCAGCAAGCCGGUGUUCCAGGGUUUCCUGAUGAAGAGGCGAGAGACGGGCAACUGGCAGAAGCGGUGGUGCGUUCUAACGGAGAGGGACAUGGAAUACUACCACUCCCGUCAGGACCACGUGAAGGGCAAGCGGCCGGCCAAGAGCGUAUCCCUCGCAUCCGCUCUCCUCAAGAAGAGCGGCCCGCCGCCGGCCCUUCCCCCUCGGCCGGGUGCAGAACCGAGCGGCGGCGGCGGGAUUGGUGUCGGUUCGCUCGGCCUCGGCCCUACCAGCAUCAGCGGUGGGUUCGGCAGCAACGGCAGCAGCGGGACCGGGGGAUUCGGCAGCAACGGCAGCAGUGGUGUACCUAAGGCGGCAUUUCCCCCUGUGUCGCCCCGUGUGGGGCCGGGGGCGGCGGUUGGGGCCAAGGGGAAGGGGAAGGAGAAGUCGGCGCCUGACCUGGCUCACUGCUUCGAGCUGCACUCGGGGAAGCUGCUGGGGGACAAGCGUAACCGUGAGGGCCGUCUGUACUUCAAGGCGUCGAGCGAAGAGGAGCUGUACUCGUGGAUGGUUCCUCUCAGGGUCCUGGUCGGAAGCCACAACCUAGUCCGCACCGGGGCCGCGGGUUCGAUGUGCUACGUCGACGUCGCCCGGAGGGUGGAGCUCGUCAACAUGCGCAACAGGGCGGGCGAGACGCCCCUGCACUACUCGGCCAAGGGCGAGGGCAAGGCGGAGAGGGACGCCAUUGGCAGGGUGCAGAUCGCCACUUGGCUGGUUGAGAACGGUUCGGAGGUGAACGCGGCGGACAAGGGCGGCUCGACCGCCCUCCACUUGGCCAUCCGUCGAGGACACGUCCCCCUCGCGGCUGCCCUAGUGAGGCGAGGCGGAGACCUUACCGUGGUGGACAGGCAUGGCCGUAGCCCCCUGGAGCUUGUCAAUCGUGACCAGGACGUUGAGGACAUCGCCGUGGGACACUUCAAGGCCGCGGAGAGGAGCCCGAUGCUGGCCCCUCCCGUGAAGCUGUCGUCGCUGACGUACCUGUCUUUCCACCUGGAGAGGCUGGUGAUGCACAGCACGGCCGACCUCCAGUCGCCCUUCAUCACCGUCUCCGUGCACGACUCGAGGGGACGCAGGGUGGAGGCCGCCCAGGACGCGAGCGCGCCGGUGGUCCGCCGCCCGAGCUACCUGUGGUGGUCCGCCUCCUACCACAUGCAGAACCCGGUCGAGAACCUCGAGCCCGGCACGCGGCUGGUGUUCACCGUCAAGGACCAGAGCACGGAGGUGGUGCCGACCGGCCGGCGAGGGGUCGCCGGGAGCGGGGACGUGCGGGAGCUGGGGUGGGGCAUGAUCCAUGUGAACAAGAGCACCAUGAGCUCCCAGGAGGUGAGCAUGGAGAUGUACCAAGCCCCGGUGGACCUGUCGCAAAAGGCUCUCGUUCCCAUCGAUAUGUUCUUAUCGGGCUACGUUACCCUGACAACCGCACAAGUUGACAUGGAUGCCGCAGCAGCACGGCGGUCGUGACCUUUGGCGUGAAGCAUGGCGAGGUUUUCCAACGAAUAGGGGGGCGUGCAGAAUGGACUGGAUGGGGUGCCGUGUUGCCCAAGAAGAGAGAUGAUGUUAUGUUGGACGUGUUAUUGCUUGCUUGCGUGUUCAGGUGUUGGUCCAUUUUUCCACUGAGAGAGGGGCCGUUUUUUUUUUUUGUCUUGGUGGGCAUCGGUGCGCUAUGUUUUGAGCUCGGGUCCUUGGGGUUUUGGCCAAAGAGGUCGC